Anopheles nili is the source of this 1482-nucleotide messenger RNA. RefSeq names its product protein croquemort-like. The record is from RefSeq and is a predicted model, not a curated record. The coding region runs from base 1 to 1482 and encodes 493 amino acids. The transcript has 4 exons. NCBI's taxonomy places the organism in Eukaryota, Metazoa, Arthropoda, Insecta, Diptera, Culicidae. Gene Ontology annotation, cellular component: membrane; cytoplasm. Gene Ontology annotation, molecular function: scavenger receptor activity.
AUGUGCUGCUGUUCGAAGCGAUACUCCAACACCGCCAAAAAGCUGUGGGCUUUUGGCGGUGUGGUGGCCAUCUUUAUUGCGGCCGCGUUCUUCGGUUUCGGUCUUCCGGCCAUCAUCGACGCCGUGGCGCUGACGGAGUUCCGCAUCAAGGAGGGAGCCCGCGUGUACGAGAACUUCUUCGACGGUGAGGUGCCGAUCUUCUUCGACAUCUACGUGUUCGAUUGGACGAACCCGGAGGAAGUACGGAACCCAAACGUACGGCCCAACUUUGUCCAGAAGGGACCGUACGUGUUCUCCGAGCGCCACGAGCGGGGCAUGGUUUCGUUCAACGCGAACGAUACGAUCACGUUCAAUCAGAAGCGCAUCUGGCACUACAUGCCCGAGCUCUCGAAUGGGGACUACUUUAACGAUCGCGUUACCACGCUAAACCCUGUGCUAGCGACCGUCGGAAAAACGCUAGAAGGAAACCCACUAUUGAGUCUGCUUGAUGGCCUGAUCAUGGCUAACAGCUUGGCAGAGUUUCUAUACCGAGACGUGCCAGUACACGAGAUGCUGUUCGAUGGCCACCCGGACAUUCUGCUGCCUACGUUGCGUGCCUUGCUUGCUCAGUUACCGCCGGGUGCAAUACCCGACUUCGAUCUGCCACCAUGGGAAGGUUUUGGUUGGUUCGUGGAACGCAACGGAAGCCUAACCUACGACGGUACCUUCCAGAUGGGUACGGGCACGGACAACCGCAUCAACACGGGCGUAAUGCGCCAGUGGAACAAUGCCCCACAGGUUCCAAAUUAUCGCGGUUUCUGUGGCCAGGUGCGUGGAUCUGCCGGUGAAGUGUGGCCACCGAUGGGACGCAAUCUGGAUACGUACCCACCGCUAGCGCUCUUCCUGCCCGAUCUAUGCAGUGCCAUCACGCUGCAGCACGAGCGCGAGUUCACCGUGCACGGAUUGGAUGGUGAGCAGUGGGUGGGAGAUGCGCGAAAUUUCGACAACGGCCAUACGAUCCCGGAAACGGAAUGCCAAUGUACGGCAGCGGUCGAAGAGUGUCCCUUCUACCGGCCUGGUGUGCUCGAUGUGUCCGAAUGCAAGUUUGGGGCUCCUCUCGUCGUGAGUUAUCCACAUUUCUAUCUCGCUCAUCCGAGUUAUCGCAGUGCCGUGGAUGGUAUGAGCCCGGAUCGGGCAAAGCACGAGUUCCGCUUUGCACUGCAUCCCUUUUCGGGCAUCCCGAUGACCGUUAAUGGGCGCAUCCAGUACAAUAUGCAUCUUAGGGACAAUGGCCUAUCCUUGUUCCAAGGUGUGCCGGACAUCGUGAUCCCUGCAUUUUGGGUAGAGCAACGUAUGGUGCUUACCGAAGACAUCGCAGAUGAUCUUAAGCUGAUCGAAAAUCUACGAUGGGGAUUCAUCUACACAUCAUUCGCGCUGUGUGGCGUUGGUGCACUUCUUCUUGGGUUGUCUCUCUACGCCUCGUUUUACGUAUGGAAAGACUAG